AUGGCCGUUUGGCUCCCGAAUGCCCUGCGCAAUGCCCUCUUCGAUGCCGCCUCGCGAGCGCUGUCGACGCCGGCCGCUGCCGGGCUGACCAUCGGGUCGAUUGGUCCGCUGGUCGGGCCUGCCCCGGGGGCCCGAACGGUCAUCGAGCCCUCGGCCAAGACCGUGGUCAUCCUGGAUGCGCCCAACUACAUCAAGGGCUUCCGGUAUCAGCUGUAUUGCGCCGCACGCGGCGCGGCCCUGCAGCACUGCUUGAUCGAGUGCCAGGAGCCUCGCGAGGGUGCAACCGUCUGGAACCUCCGGCGCCGGGAGCGCGGUGAGCCGGCCUACGAUGACAAGACUUUCGAUGAGCUGCACAUGCGCUUCGAGCCGCCGAAUGGCGCCCAGCGCUGGGAUUCACCUCUGUUCGUCGUCGCCAGCGCCGACCCUGGGCCGGCCGGCUGCCCGGACCCGGCUGUCAUGGCGGGCGAUCUUGCGGCCGGUGCCGCGAAAGAGAUCGACAUCGACGCACUUGCCGCGAGCCAGGCACUUCCGUGGUUUGCGGCGGUCGAGCGCGAGGUCCUGCCCGGGGUGUACCGGGCGCCGGCGAGCGCCCCGGUCGGGGGGCCUCCCUUGACGGAUGCCUCCUCGAGCGGGCCGGUUCGGCCGCAUGCGAGCACGCGCUCAGUGGUGGCCACAGCCAUGGCCGAUCGGCCGCACAUCCGGGACCGUGCCACGCAGCACGUUGUGGCGGUCUUCCACCGGGCACUUCUGGAGGCGGCCGGGCCAGGCGCCGGGCCCGGCGCCGGGAUGGUCCCCACUUGGGGGACCACCCUGCCCGUGGAGUUCCCCCUGCGUGUGGUGGUGCCUGCCCUGGCUGCUGCGGCGACGACGGGAUCCGGAUCUGGCUCCGGCGGCCCGGGCGCAGGGGGCCCACGUAAGUUCGGUGCUCCGCGCAAGUUCGGCGCCCCGGCGGCCGCCGCCACGACCGCCGCUGGAAGCCCCGCCCCCGGCCCGGCCGCCGCUCCCGCCCCAAGUAGCCCCCCCUUCGCGGUGGAUGUGCCGCGGGAGUUUGCUCUUCAGGAGCUACACGCCUUGCGCCGGCGCUUCCUCCAGCUGCGCGCCCAGUGCGAAACGUCGCCCUUGACCACGACCACCGCGGCGGCGGCGGCAGCAGCGGCCGGCACCCAGGCGCCCGGCCUGGCAUCGGCCAGCUCGGCCACGGCGGCGGCCAGUCGCGGAGGCGCCGGGACGCAUGUCAUCGAGCUGGAUGUGGCGGCGGCGGCCGCCUGCUCGGCCCUGCUUGAUGAGGACAGCACGCCAUCGGUGGCCCGGGCGUUUGCCUCCUUCCUGGUGGAGUGGCUGAGCCUUCACCCGAGCCAGGCACCUAGUGCCUAG
Fonticula alba is the source of this 1374-nucleotide messenger RNA. RefSeq lists its product as hypothetical. The transcript is spliced from 5 exons. Bases 1 to 1374 code for a protein of 457 amino acids. The record is from RefSeq and is a predicted model, not a curated record. Lineage: Eukaryota; Rotosphaerida; Fonticulaceae.